Molecule: messenger RNA, 1620 nt
Organism: Caenorhabditis bovis
Lineage: Eukaryota; Metazoa; Nematoda; Chromadorea; Rhabditida; Rhabditidae
Source: the annotation of a GenBank genome assembly
AUGACGUCACAACCGUCCACAUCGAAUCCGCCAGCAUAUUACGAGCAAACGUAUCAGCCAAUGUAUCCACCGUAUCCGACGAAUAUGAUUUGCGGAAUGCAGUACUUCAACAAUCGCUAUCCGCAGAUGACGAUGGAUCAUUCGAUGCACCCGCAUCAUAUCGCGAUGCUCGAUGGCCAGUUCGGCGGCGGUGUGUUCGGCCAACCGUCGGCACCGCCUACACUCGGCGCCGCCCCGAUCCCGCAACCGCAACCACCUCAACCACCGCCGCCGCCGCAGCCGCCGACGCAACAGCAACCGCCGCCGCCACCGCCUCCGACGACGACGACGACGAUUAACGCGACGAUGACGACGGCGAUGGACUCGUGCCAGCAGAUUUCGCACGUUCUUCAGUGCUAUGAACAGGGCGGCGAGGACAGCGAUUUUGUGCGAAAAGCGAUCGAGUCGCUCGUGAAGAAGCUGAAAGACAAACGAAUCGAACUCGACGCGCUCAUCACGGCGAUCACGUCGGCCGGCAAACAAUCGACGGGAUGCGUUACGAUUCAGCGAAGUCUCGACGGUCGCCUACAAGUCGCCGGACGCAAAGGCGUACCGCAUGUGGUCUACGCGAGAAUCUGGCGAUGGCCGAGCGUCAACAAAAACGAGCUUGUGAAACUGGUGCAUUGCGUCACACCGCCGGACCAUCCCGAUCAGAUAUGCAUCAAUCCGUACCAUUAUGAGCGCGUCGUUUCCAACGGCAUCACCAGCAUCGAGAUGGGCUUGCAUGUGGAGACCGCCAAAAAGGAUUAUCAAUCCGAGUACGGCGAGUCGAGCGGCGGACAAGAGUUUAUGGAUUGGCCGGCGUCGCCGAAUUUCAAUGGUCCGUUUCCGUGCAGCUCGCAGACGAUUCAGGCGUAUGAUGAGCGGACCAUUGAUCUGAGCCAGAUUGCGGUGCCGCCCCAACAGCAGCCAUUGGAAUAUUGGUGCUCGAUUUUGUAUUAUGAGCUUGACACGCAGAUCGGAGAGACAUUCAAGGUCAGCACACUGGAUCACGGACGGGUGAUUGUCGACGGCGGAAUGGAUCCGCAUGGCGAGAAUGAGGGACGAUUCUGCCUUGGCGCGCUCUCCAAUGUUCACAGGACCGAGGCCAGCGAGAAAGCAAGACUUCACAUCGGCAACGGCGUCGAAUUGUUGGCGCACGCCGACGGCAGCGUCUCGCUGACGUCGAAAUGCAAAAUCUUCGUGCGCUCCGGCUAUUUGGACUACUGCAGCGGCGCCGAGCACGGCAGCAACAAAGCGCACCGAUUUGUGCCGAACGAGUCGCCGUUCACCGUGUUCGACAUCCGAUGGGCGUACGCGCAAAUGAGCCGUCGCAAUCAGUCGACGAACGAGGCGGUUCGAGCGCAAGCGGCCGCCGUCGCCGGAUUCGCGCCGCUUCCAACAAUGCCGAUAGUGAUGCCCGACAGCGGUGUGGAUCGAAUGCGGCGCGAUUUUUGCACGAUCGCCAUCUCGUUCGUCAAAGGAUGGGGUGAGAUGUACCAGCGGAAGACGAUCAAGGAGACACCUUGCUGGAUCGAAGUGCAACUCCAUCGGCCGCUUCAGCUGCUCAAUCAGCUGCUCAAGAGCGGCUCGCAAGUCUGA